This is a messenger RNA of Colletotrichum chrysophilum, 555 nucleotides long. RefSeq lists its product as uncharacterized. Lineage: Eukaryota; Fungi; Ascomycota; Sordariomycetes; Glomerellales; Glomerellaceae. Bases 1 to 555 code for a protein of 184 amino acids. The transcript has 2 exons. The record is from RefSeq and is a predicted model, not a curated record.
AUGAACCUCCCAGCCUUCAUCCUCCUGCUCCUCCACGCAGCCCUCACCACCACAUCCCCCAUCUUCUCCGCCCCAACCGCCUACGAAUCCGCCAAAGCCCUCCUCGAAGAAGGCCUAUCCCUCACAACCCCCCACCAAAACAACACCCACCUCCUCACCCCGCGCCAGGCCUCGCCCAAUCCAGGCCUCCCCGCCCCAUCGCGCGCCUGGACAUGCUACCGCGGCGGCGACUCCUCGCACGGCGUGCUGCAGGCGAUGCACGUCGUCUUCAACACCCUCUUCGGCGCGCCGCGCCUCAGCGCCGGGCCCAACCAGUGCCACGUCGCCGUGUGCGGCGCGUUCCACCUCUCGUGGUGCAACCUGGGCGUCGAAGCCGGGGAUGAGAACGCCGGCGCGCGGGAUAUGGCCGUCGCGCAGGACCCCGGGAGGGGGACGAUGUGCAUGGCGGCCGUGGAGGGGCUCGGGUUCGACCCGUACAAGUUUUACUACUGGGGACGGGUCGAUGCGGUUUGGACGCCAUGGUAUGGGGGUGGGAGUACGGUCAAGACGUGUUAG